Messenger RNA from Dacryopinax primogenitus, 1032 nucleotides. RefSeq lists its product as uncharacterized. The record is from RefSeq and is a predicted model, not a curated record. Bases 1 to 1032 code for a protein of 343 amino acids. NCBI's taxonomy places the organism in Eukaryota, Fungi, Basidiomycota, Dacrymycetes, Dacrymycetales, Dacrymycetaceae. The transcript is spliced from 5 exons.
AUGGUAAAAUACGAGUUCCUCAUUCAGGAGCAGAGAGAACAUUUCCUCGAACAUGGAUGGCUGUUGGUCCCCAACUCAAUCCCAAAGGAAAACAUCGAUUGGUGGAUGAAAGAUGUCUGGACACGACUCGGCUACGACCCACAAGACCCGUCUACCUGGGAAGAAGAAACGAUCUGGAUGCCCCGGCACCGGGAUAUGCUCACGAAGGACUUUUCGCCCAACGCGUGGAAGGCGAUGUGUGAGCUUGUCGGGGGAGAGGAGAGGAUCGAUACUGUUCGGAACGCGUACUCUGGCGAUCAGUUUAUCGUCAACCUCGGGACGGAGUAUUGGAGGGAUCACGAUGCCGACCCCCGUGUUCAACCUAACUGGCACAUCGACGGCGACUGGUACCGCCAUUUCCUCGACUCGGGCGAAGGAGCACUCGUCGUCAUCCAAGUGUACACCGAUAUCCUCCCACGCGGCGGGGGGACGUACAUCUGCGAAGACGGGCUUCCGGGGAUCUGUAAGUUCCUGUAUGAGAGACCGGAGGGGAGCGGGAACAAGCCCGACACGGGGAUGUAUGCUCAUGUGAAGGAUUGCGAGAAGUUCUUGCAGGUGACGGCCAAAGCGGGUGAUACGCUCCUUAUGCACGCACACCUCCCCCAUUGUACGGGAAAGAACCACCUUCGCACACUCCGGGUGAUCGCCAACCCCCACGUGACCCUCAAAGAGCCGUUCAACCUCGCCCGCCCCAAUCCGGAGGACAACUCCUUAUGCGAGCAAGUGAUCCUCCGCGCCCUCCAGCGCAACUCUAUCCCGGAAUACAAGCCCACCACCGAACGCCUACACACCUACCCUCGGAACUACGUCGCCAAGUUCUCCCGCGUCCAGGGGGAGCUGGAACGGAUGGUGCGCGCCGCAGAGUCCGCAGGAGGGAAGAGGGAAGACGUUGAUAGUAUCUACCUGAAAGGGGAGGAGGAGAUCAAGCUGCAUAAUCUGAGGAACGGGCUAGGCGCAGAGGUCGUCGAUAGCCAGAGGGUGGUCGUCGUUUAA